AUGAACAGCGCUCCCCUUGACGGUGUCCGCCUCAGGGCAGAACUAUAUAAGAGCAUCCAGGCACAGAGCAGGUUAGAAAGCCUCUAUGGAACAGCAUACAGGCUUCCCGCAACACAGCAGGCUGGUAGAGCGAAUGGCACUACCCUAGGAGUUAGCACAGUCUAUACCCAGGCAUCUAGCAUCAAUGGGUAUGAACAGGAUCGAACGGCAAAUGAUCUACACGUCCAGCUCAUGGAGACAAAGUCACGCUCUCUUCAUGACCUUACCGAAAAGAGGAUGGUUGAGCUAAAGUUAGAUCAGGUGGUCCAAGAAAAUGAAAAACUUAAGCAGAAAGUAUUACAGCUGGAUGGAGAACUCCAGGCAGCCAUUCGUCAGUGCGAAGAGCUUUCUCAAUAUAAGGAUGCUAGGGCAAUCAUAGAGAAUAAUAGGCAUCAGAUAGAAGAGCUUGAACAUUGCCUAGCUGAUAAGGAAAAACAACUUGAGACGCUACAGCUUCAGCUUAUUGAUCAGCAGAAUGAGAACAGAGUGCUCAGCAUAGGGAAGCACAAGCAAAUCGAAGAGCUCAUCGCCAUUAAUGCCUCGCAGGCGCUGCAAUUGAAGCAGUUUGAGUUUGAAAAUGUUCCGGGACUGCACAAGCAAGUCGAGGCCCAAGAGCUCGAGCUUAAAAACAUGCAAGCACGCAUUUCUUCGCUAGAAUCAAGCGGUAAAACUCUUAAGGCAGAGUAUGAGGAGUUCCUUUUAUCAAUAGUGGAGGAAUUUAAUAGAUUACAUGCAUGGAUGUGUAACUAUAGAAGCAAAGCAGCCACCCUGGGAGGUGCCUCAGGAAAAACAGCUGCUACCUCUGCGUCCUUGGGAGCUUCCCUGCGAUGCGAUGAUCUAGGCUCUAGGGGUGCAGAUCUAGAGCAAGAUUUACUUAUUAGUCAGUUGUCUGAAGGCAUGAAGCAAAUGUAUUACAAACUGGGAUUGUCAGCAAACUCUGGGCCUCUCUCGUGGAGCGAAAAGCUAGUCCGCGAGGUAUGUCUCCGUCUAGCACGGGUGCUAGAUGAUGUGCAGCAGUUCUCACAGAUGAAUAAAGAGCUUUCUGUAGCAUACAGCGCCAAGGAUGACGAAGUGCUUGAAUUGACUCGUCGUCUUGAAGACUCUGAGCGACAGGUUGGCGUGCUCCAGUCCCACCUAGUAUCCAAGGACACUGAGAUUCAAGACUGCAGGCGUGCAUGUCGAGAAUGUGAAGAUAAGCUCUCACUUCAAGAAGCAGAGCUCUCUUCCUUGCGCUCUAUUUCUGACGAAUUUGAUGGCAUCAAGAUUGUCGCUCUGAAAUUGGUCGAUCAAUUGGCAAUGCCAGACACGUCGAACCUUAGCGCUUCCGCAGUGCUUAAAUCGUCACAAAAUAAGGGUCCAUUACUAUCUCAUUCUAAUGCUUUUAGUGCAACUUCAGGCCCAACCGACACGCGUAUCCGUUAUGCUUCCUCAAAAGGAAUCGAUGUUCGCUCCAUUUUGGUUGACACAUGCCUUGCGCUUCAGGAUGCUCAGGAAAGCAAGGUCUCUGCAGCCUUGGAGCUGCAAUCUCUAGAGGCACGUCUGAGAACUGUGUCCGACGAUCUGCUAUUUCAACAAAAUAAAUGCCAAGAGAUAGAACAGCGAGGCUAUGAUUCCGUCGAGACAGUGAGAAGCGACAUGACUAGACAGAUCAAGGAACUGGAACUGGAGAUCAAGCAGACGUCUGAGUCAUACGCUGCCCAGGUCGCGUCGCUUACUGAGGAUGUAGCACAUCGCCAACAGAAGCUAUCCAUAUUUGCAUUUGUCAUAUACUCUCUAUGCAAGGUAAUUGAGUUUGAUCGUUAUUCACUGCGUCGUAUACUACUUGACUACAAACUACUCCUUGGAAUGUAUAACCAUCAAGAAAAAGCUAUCGAAAAGCUGAGGCACCUUAAUGAUAAGAUUGAGAAAAGCAUUCACGGAAUAGUUAUUGCUGUGGACCCUGCAACGGGUGUGCAGGUUGAACGGGAAAACGAACAGUAUCUUUUCAUCUUAAAGAGCCGAAGAGACAUCAUUAAGAGGCGAAAGAAGCAAGCACUUAUCCAUAUGGUUGUAUUCUGUAGCUACCUUCUCUCGGCUGAUACUCUUGUUCAUGGCCCCCGUGGCUCUAGUCUCGUGCGACCGCGAACUACCAUGUCAGCUUCGUUGCAGCAAAGUCACGGGCCUCGUGAUGACUUCUUUGUGGGCCUGGAUAGGCUAUUCUCCAUCUUAAACCGCAACAAUACGGUACCCGUGGAAUUUUACGGUUUCUCAACCAGCUACUCCAGUAUCUCUGGUACAGAUGCCGUUCAGAUGGAUGGAACCAUCAAAGAGAGAGAUCUCGCUGGAGUACAACAAGCAGGAAGCCCUUCAAUCCUAGAGUUGAUGAGCCUUCCUAGCCCAUCGCCCGCAGGGGGUACAAUGAGUACGCCACUUUAUUUGCAGACAGAAAUGGCAGCUAUUAUGAAGGUGACUGGAUACCUGUCCUCAAUUUUCACCGACUCCUUUAUGUUUUCAAAUCUCUUUGACUUCUCCAACCGCUUAGGAAAAGCAACUGUCCAUAUAACAUCUAUUUCAAACCACUAUACCUCUGCAAAUGCGCACCUUAACGAUUCGCUAGCUCUGAAUCUAUGUGAUCUAAAGCUUCUCGUCAACAACCUUCACCUCUGUUUCAAUACCCAGACUGACCUGCUCCUAGAAGCACGCAUGAAUUAUACAGUAACAUACCAGCAGGCACUGGCUUCACAAGGAGCAAUCGUUGAGCUGGAGAAUCUAAGGGCUCAGCAAGCAUAUGAAAUUACAGAGCUGACGUCUCAAGUACAGACCCUAACCCUUGAAAAGAGCAGGCUACCCACAGAAGAGGAAUACGGAGCACUAAAAGCCGAGAAUGUGGAUUUAGCGUCUCGCUUGCGUGAUACCACCAAUAUGCUGAAUGCCGAGAGGUCACUCCAUAAUACCCUUCAGCAGGAGCAUGAGCAUGGGUUCAGCCAGAUGACCCUUGAACUCCAGACUCUUCGGGAAGAGAAAUCCAGGCUGUCUAUGGAGGUUGAGGAGCUCAAUCUUAAACUGCAACGCUCACAUAAGUCCCUGGAUACUCUUGAAACAAAGCCUGUCCAGUCCCUUUCUAAGGAGAGUGCGAAGGAUUUACUAAGUCGGUUAUCUGGAGACAAGAAGCUUCAAAGAAGUCAAUCAGCCACUGGUCCCGGAACUGUACGCUUCGCUGACUCACUUCCAUCUGAUAGCUCCACGCUUGAACAAGAUACAUUAUCGUCUAAUUCGGGCGCGUCCUUCCGCUCAACUCGCGAUAGCAUAUGCCUGGCUGACAUGGACAUCGUAAUCGCUCCAAAUAGCGAGCUACCGCCAAGCACUCAUGCUCCUCCGAGGCCUGCUCCACAGGCACCCCCUCACCCACCUCUAUAUCCCGCCCCCUCUACUUUACAGGCAGCUUCUGCAAACACAAAGGCUCCAGACGCCCCCGCUCUGUCUUCCACUACUACCGACUAUUCGCGAUUGAUUAAGAGGUACGAUAUCGGGGCCGACUCGGCUGGACCCACUGAGGCAGAAGAAAUAGAGUCUCUUAACCGUCAGUAUAUAAGGCCCGACCCCACGGUCCCGUCACUAGACAACUUCAGCACGUCUCAGGUGACAGAUUUGGUCAACCAACUAAACGUACACAAAAACACAGAUGAAAUGUUCCAGGACCCGACUUUGCGUGAUGCUAAUAUCACUCAGUAUAUCGAAAAUUUGACGAUCAAGCACUAG
Molecule: messenger RNA, 3777 nt
Organism: Giardia duodenalis
Lineage: Eukaryota; Fornicata; Diplomonadida; Hexamitidae
Exons: 1
Coding region: 1-3777 (1258 amino acids)
Source: RefSeq, a predicted model, not a curated record